CGUCGGAGCAGAAUCUAGAAGCAAGCGAUCAUCGAUUCCCAUUCGAUUUGGCGGUAGAGAAAGCAUAUGCGCAGCUACCACCGAGGUGGAACAAGAGACCACAUCCUUUGGGCCUUGCGGUAACGGAGCUGAAGGCGGCGCUAGCGCUGUUGAUACUGCAUCAUCACUCUCUGCUACUGAACAAGUUCACAGAGGAGGUUGGGGCUGCAGAAAUUUGAUUGGUACGGCUGUGCUUGGUUUUGGCGGGACUGGAAAGGUGGAGGAGCUGGUAGUGGGUUCCAGGAGCUCGUCCAUGGCGUCGUGGACCAAGUCAAGAGUUGGUGGGAGCCAUGUGACGGUCGUGGACAUGGAGGAUAAGGAGUUGGAGACACUUUUUGGACAGCUAUGGGAUAUUCCACAGCAUCUGGACAACCCUCCCCUGCGUGUGGCACCAUAUAUAAGCCCUCCACGCCCUAGGGUUCGGUAUUCCCCUCCACCGCCGCCAUUACCACCAGAGAGACCAGCACUAUGUUAUCUUGGGGUUGAGGAGGUAGAGAUUAUAGAUCUGGAGUCUGAGGAGGUGAUCAUGGCUGACAGAGGGCGUGGGGGAAGGAACAGAGGAAGAGGAUCUGGAGGGGGAAGAGGGGACAACUGGAAUCGGCAGUUCAACAACAACCAAUUUCAGCAAAGUACUCAGCAGCAACAGCAACCCUUCCAACAGAAUCAAGGUCCAUACCCUCAGUUCCCUCCACAGCCUUAUGGUUUUGCUCCUGGUGGUAUGCCUCCUCCCUGGGCUUUUCAAGGUCCCUAUCCUCAGUUCAAUCCACAACAGUAUGGGUUUCAGUCUAACCAAUGGAUUGCCCCAAGUAAUGAAGAGAUUCCACAAAAUUCUCAAGCUCAGGUGGAUGACAGUGUAGCUAAGGCAAAAGGUGGAAUGGCAAAGCAGAUGCAGAAGAAGAAAAAUGGUGGGGGUGGUGAAGUUCAGGUGAUUCCUAACCAGAUGUCCUAUGUGGACACCAUUUGCCUUGGUUGUGGAGAGCCUGGACACUUCAAGCAAUCAUGUGACAAGAAAGCUUUCUGCUUCAUAUGCAAAGCUACCAACCAUGGUGUUGAAGGCUGCCCUGUUGUCAAAAGACCUCCUCAAGUGGCAAAGUACAUAGGAAGUGCAGCUAAUGGCUUAGGUUUCUUCCAUAUUGAGAUUCCUGAGGUAGUUGUCAACCCUGUGACCACAACAAAAAACUGUGGGCUUGUACUGAUUGAGGAAGGCAACAUAACUAAAGCUGAGUUGGCCAAGGAGUUUGCAGGGAUUUACAGGACAAAUUGGCCAUGGCAAAUCAGAGAACUCACUCAAUGGUCAUACCUGGUGAAAUUUCCUCCUCAUCUGCCAGUGGACCAGGUGAUUGGGUAUCCUAGGUUUGGCCUAACAAAACCUGGAGUGUGGGUAAAAGUUGAGGCAUGGGAUGAUGAUCCAGAUCCUGUGGCAGUAAUGCAAGUGACAUGGAUGAAGAUACAUGGUCUACAACCACCAUGGUGUGAAUGGAAUGUGAUAGCCCAGGCUGUGUCUGUGUGUGGUAUCCUUGAAGAAAUAGAUUGGAUGAGUGUUUUUAAGGACUGUGCUGAGGUUGUAAGGGUGAAGAUUAAGUGCAGAGAUGCUACCAGGAUUCCUGCUGGCAGACUUUUCCAUUUCCAGGGUAAAUUCCAUCAGCUGUUGUUUGAGGUUGAGGGUGAACCUGCUAUAGGGGUGGCAGAGGAUCCACCUAUUCCACCACCUCCCCCUCCCUCUGAUGAAAAUGAUGAGCAGGGGAAUGAAGAACAGAAUAGUGAAAAGCAAGAUGGAAUGGAUACUGACAGAGGCAGUGCAGCAGGGAAUGCCUCUGCAAGUUCUGGGGUGGUUAAUCCUGGUUCAACUAGCUCUGGGUCUGUAGGGAGAAGGCUUGUUACUGAUGGUGGAGAGGUUAAGGAGUAUGUGAGUGGUGAAGAGGUUUAUGAGUUGCUUCUCAAAAAUGGUGAGGUUGAUGAGGAGGGCAGGUUCAUCUGGAGGAGUGGUCCUAGCAGGAUUAGUGAAGAGGUGAGUGAAGAAAUUCAGAACUUCCUUUUGGAGGAUCAAGAAAGUCUGGCAUGCAAACAUGGGGUUAAUCUGGACAGUAUGGAGAUGAGUGAUGGUGACAUGGAACUUGCUCUACCAGAAGACAUCUUGCCUAGCUUUGAGAAGACUGAUACAGAAGGAGUGAUGGACACUGACCAACAGAAGAAACCAAGGAAGAAGAAAGCCUAGGGUCCUGUUCAGGCUACAAGGCAGAGUUCCAGGGUGGACAGGUCUAUGAAUGUGAUGAAGAAGGCUAUUGAAUACAAGAAGAAGAACAACCUGGAGGAGCCAAACAAGAAGAUGAAAGGUAUGGAAUGUGAUCCUGUCUUACCUAAGGAAUUGGAAGGUUCCUUUCAAGGAUCAGACGUGGAAGGAAGUGGAUCUGUUCAUGGACCACUUGGUGAGAAAAAUCAAGGCUCCAUUGGAACUGACACAAAACUGAAGUGCUCGUCUUUCGACUGGAUUUCUUCCUGGGCUCCAGCAUCCAAGCUGUCACAUGGUGGGAGGGCCUCGCUGGAUUACCUGAAGAAACACCCGGAGGAAGAGGCUUCAGUGCAUGUGGUGCUGUAACGCCAAGGCAUGCAGUGUUGGGGGUAGGAUAUGGUUCCUUUGAUGAUGCUAUAACUAGGUGCUGUGUUGGUAGAAAGUGGUUUUAGCUUUUGUGGCUGAGCUUUUGAUCUGUGCGGGGCUGUAAGUUGGUUCAUCAGCUCCUGGUGGGAGAGAUGUCGGUGUGUUGCAAACUUGGUCCUGUUUUUAGGUGGUCAAACAGGGGUGUUUUGGGUGCGUUUUAUUUUGCUGUAACCUGAACAUUGGUUUCAUUUUGCAUGAAUGGAACCGGGGAGGUUGUCUCCCUGAGAAUCUAAA
Molecule: messenger RNA, 2929 nt
Organism: Lolium perenne
Lineage: Eukaryota; Viridiplantae; Streptophyta; Magnoliopsida; Poales; Poaceae
Molecular function (GO): zinc ion binding; nucleic acid binding
Source: RefSeq, a predicted model, not a curated record